This is a messenger RNA of Chara braunii, 2405 nucleotides long. NCBI's taxonomy places the organism in Eukaryota, Viridiplantae, Streptophyta, Charophyceae, Charales, Characeae. The record is from the annotation of a GenBank genome assembly.
ACGUCGCGACCUUGUGUGCACCCCGGUUGCAUACGCGGGCGUCGUGCAUGUUUCUCAUGCGUGAGUGUUUGUUUCUCAUAGCUGGUGUGGUGGCACAGUCGAAGCACACGUCGGAGCAGGACCAAACCUUACCGUUGGAGCAGACCGUUGGAGCAGGGCCAGCGAGCGGGAGUGAGCAAGAGCGAGACUUUGCACCGACGAGCACGAAGCGAAGGGCAGAGUACGGACGUCCUGUGCUCGCCAAGGUGAUUGUCGUGUUCGACACGACAAUCACCUGCCAAGCACAACAGGUGAUCGUCGUGUUGAACACGACGAUGAACGGCGGCGCGGGGUUCAUUGAGGGGCGUUUGCUGAUCGCGAUGGCAAUUUCAGAGUGGAUGACCCCGGGACUUUGGCGCGAACGCAUUGCGUACCCUUUCCCCCCAUGCUCGCUGCGUGUCUCCGGGUGUCGAGAGUUCACUGUCAUUGACGGUGCAACGAGAAACAAUUUCGAGAGUGAUCCGUGGAUGACGGUCGUUCCGUUCUACACCACUCCCGUCGACUUGUGGCAGGAGUACGUUUGGGAGAAAAUGGUCGAGGACUGCCCUUGGGCGGAUGACUACAAAUUCCCGAAUAUGUGCGAGUUCGGGAGUUUAAUUCAUGUGCCCGCUGAUGUGCUAUGUUCAGUUCAGUGCCGUCACUUGAGUGCCACGCUGCUGUUUAACCGUCGCUACAAUGUUUUGGACUGUAACGUCGUGACUACUUCACCGCGCACAUGGCCCCGUUCGCUGAAACACGAGUUGCUCGCCUGUGCAAACCAUUCCGAUUUCAUCGACGCAUACCCCUUGCGAUCUCCCGGGUUGUUGCCUCGAACGGUUUCGUAUUGUUGCGUUAGACUGCGUCUUGGGAAGUGCUUUCGCUGUAGAGUCCUUUGCGUCACGUGCUCGAACCGGGAUGGGACCUUAACUGACGCUGUGGUCUACGUGUCCAGGAAUGAAUUGGACCUGGGUGAGGAACAGCAUGCCCGAACUGUGGGGAGCGGUCAAGAGUCUGGUGGCCGUGGUCAAGGGUCUGGUGGUGGUCCGAGCGGUCGAGGGUCUGGUGGUGGUCAACGGACCCGCACACAAGAUACAGUGCGGCAGGCAGGUUCGGGGGAGAGGUCUGUGCAUGGACAGGCAGAUAAAGUUCCCGUCAUAGACUACAAAGAUAAAUUCUGGAUGUUGGACUGGGUGGGCGAGGCGGGGCAGGCUGGAAGUGGUUUGAUGUUGUACGUGGUGUUCAGAGAAGAUAUUAGACCGAUAGGUGGUAUUCAAUCUUGGGCAGGGAGGGAUGGUCAGCUUGCCACUUUCGAGUUAACUAUGCAACUCAACGACAAAGGCCACAGAGUUGCAGAGACGAACCAUGUCGUUCUCAUGUGGCGAAACCACAAGGGAUAUGGACGAACGAGGUUUUUCAGGAGCUCAAGGCAUUGCGAAGACUUGAGUACUUGGAAGAAUUUUAUGACAGAUAAACAAGCCCGACAUUUGGAUAUAACUGGCGCAUUGAUGAGGGCGACGAGACCGGUGGGAAAAGGGGACAAGGCCCUAGCGGUAGANAACUGGCGCAUUGAUGAGGGCGACGAGACCGGUGGGAAAAGGGGACAAGGCCCUAGCGGUAGAGCGCGUGGAGAGGGAGGUGAACACCCAAGUGGUGACGAGGGCGGAGGUGACGAGGGAGGAUGUGAUAAGGGAGGUGAUAAGGGAGGGAGUGGUGAGGGUGGAGGAACAUCUGAAGCGCCUGGGUAUAGUCAGCCAACAACAGGCACAUCAGAAGGGCAAGCCCAUCGUCACCAUGAGAGAAGCGUCGGUGGUGAAGGAGGGCACAUCGACAUUCGUGGUUUGCUGCAGGUCAAGCUGUUUGCUGCAGUGGAACAGGUUGACGAAGGAUAUGAAGGUGGGCAAAGUGUCACCACAACACUCACAGCUAUCACAGUGACAGAUAAUGAAUGGUGUGAUGGCAGUGGCGCAAGUGUCUUCCCCAUUGGCGAGAAGGGCAAUAUUGGUAGCCCACAAGGCCAUAUGUGGAUGUCUAUGGAUAUUUUGCCAUAUGGGUUGGGAAGCCAAGGGCAGCUCAGGGCAUCAUUGGAUGAAACCAUGUAUCUGGCGGAAACGGAACAGCAACUCGAGGCUCACACUCCACUUGAUGAAGAGACACUCAAAGGCGACUUAGAGAUUCCUAAUGAAUUUCAAAGUCCGAUAUCAGAGGAGAAGGCACAACGAGGGUCUCAGGAGGCGGGUACUGUAACAGGCUACCAGGAGGAAGCUAUGCUUGCGGAGGAGAUGGAACCGGACGGCGAGCCUAACAGUCCAUUUGAUGAAGACAUCCCUGGCAGCGACUUCGAUACUGGUACUUGAGGGUCUCAGGAUUCGCCUAUUGUAUUCGAUACU